Molecule: messenger RNA, 3765 nt
Organism: Suillus subaureus
Lineage: Eukaryota; Fungi; Basidiomycota; Agaricomycetes; Boletales; Suillaceae
Exons: 9
Coding region: 1-3765 (1254 amino acids)
Molecular function (GO): RNA binding
Source: RefSeq, a predicted model, not a curated record
AUGUCUUUAUCUGCCUCUGACAACAAUGGCUCCUAUUCACGAGUCUCCUCGGGAAAGACCCCUCCCCCAGCCCCUUCUGCUGCAUAUGCAAAGAGGGCACGGGAGAUCCAGGCGGAAGAACGGCUGAACGGUGCUAGAUAUAGGCCACCUGCGCUGCGCGCUCUUCCUCCGAGCGGUUCUCCCCCAAACGACUUCACCACCACCGUCGCUUCCCCCAGUGAUGAUUCUACAACGUCCGCUUCUAAUUAUCCACCGGGUUUUAGGAGAGCCCGAGCCGGAACUCUGCCUUCUGAUGUCCAUCUCGCUGCGCAGCGUUUCGCUGCUGCAUCUAAUACCCUGAGUAGUGCUACUCCCUCAACGGAAUCGUUUGCCGAACAGUUGCAGCAGAGGCAGGCCGCCAACACGCCUCCUAGCAUCCUCGUUCCCUCUCGCUCUACCAUCCGGCAUACCACUACUGUAGCGGCCCCACAGGCAGCUCCUACGUCAGUCGGUUCCGAGCGUAACAGUCGCUUGAGGUCAGGUUCGUUAACGUUACCCUCAGCCGGUCUUUCCAAUGCAUUCGGCCCGUCUAUAUUCUCAUCGUCAUGGUUAUCCUCUGCUAAUGGAUCAGGGUCCAACUUUCCUGUUCUGGAUGAGUUACGCUCCGUUACCUCCGCAGACUCGGUCGAUGAUUUUGACCUACGGACCCAAGCUCAAGCUGCUAUCGCUGGAAACCUGGCUAAUCCACCGCGCUUGAGGGCGAGUACGGUUUCAAACCCGUAUCGUACGCGCUCGUCUGGUGCUUCGUCUCUCCUCGCCACCCCUAAUGCAGAGGAGGAAGAGGAGUACUUUGAUGCGCAUGACAAUCAGCCGUACGACCGUCAACGAUUGGGUCUGUACGAUGGCUCCAUGUCAGACGCUAGCCUCUUCCACUCGUCAUACGUGGCAAAGGGGUUCAAGCAGGGCGACCAUUUAACGGCUGCAAGUGCGCUCUCAUCCCGGCCCAGAGCAAUCUCCGUAGGAACGCUCGAUGAUCCCAUUCGUACCCUUCAGCGCCGCGCUACGACCAGUGAAGCCCAAUCUCCCUAUCUCAACGAUCUCGCAGCUGCGAGCGGGAGUCUUGCGAAUCUGUCUAAUCCGACUGGGAUUUUGAAGAGCGAUUUGAGUCGUGCGUCGUCGUACCUCGCUGCGCCCAAUUCGCAGGGAAGGGCUGUGUCUCCCAAGACCGAGGUGAAUAAUAACUCGCAGAUCCAAACUCCUACGCGGUCGUUAUGGAUUGGGAAUUUGGAUAGUGCUGUCACAAGCGAGCAGCUUAUUCAUGUGUUUGCGCCGUAUGGUGCUAUUGAGAGUUUAAGGCUUUUGCCGGAGAAGGAGUGCGGUUUCGUUAAUUUUGUUGAUCAAGCGGACGCUAUUCGAGCCAAGGACGAUGUACUCAAUCGUCUAGGCGGGAAUAUCGGUAUGCCGAACGGGCAGACCGUACGCAUUGGCUUUGGGAAGGCGGACAGUGCUCCUGUUGCCCCUGCUAAGGGCACGACUGUUACGAGUUCUGGCGCCACGUCUCCCAGUGGUUUAAGUAAGGCCAACAGCCCUGGCCUUGGAGGAUUGGAUGCGCAGCUGCAGUCUACACCUACUCGUGCGCUAUGGAUUGGGUCUAUUCCAAGCACUACAACACCUGCGACGAUCUUGAGCGUUUUCAGUCCUUAUGGACCUAUCGAAUCUGCGAGGGUGUUGACGCAUAAAAAUUGUGGAUUCAUCAACUUUGAACGUCUUGAUGACGCUGUGCGCGCCAGGAAAGCCUUGAAUGGUCGUGAUGUCCUUGGUAGCGACGUUGGUGCUAUCCGUAUUGGCUUUGCCAAGGUCCCUGUCAAGAAUGGUCAGGAAGGCAACGGCACGCAGGAUGAAAGUCCCAGCGUUGCAGUGCAAGGUAUUGGUGAUUUGAGCGUUGGGGCCACUAUCCACGCUCUUCGCAGCGUGAAGGGUGCGUCCACUAUCCCAGCAGACCAGCAAGUGCUUGGUGGUCAGGUGGAGAACUACCGCUCGAAUCUCUUGCUUAGCAUGAUUGGCUCUGGCAUGCACAAUAUCGCGUAUGUUUCUGACGGUUUGUCGAAGCCUGCUGGAUGGUUGCCAUCAGUCACGGAGCAGCAGAUGAUCAUGAAGGAGUUGACGGCUGGUAGCCCUGAUGCUGAUUUUGAUAUUCAGUCAUUGUCUGAGUUCCGCCCCCCGACGAUGUACUACACGACGAUUCCACUCGUCUCUGAGAGACCUAACAACAGGCGUUGGGAUGCUUCAAAAUUGCGCGAACUCCGGAAGAGGCUGGAUUCUGGUACGAUGACGGUGGAGGAAACUGAUCAAGUUGCUGGUGACUUUUUGGAUGGCGAGAUUGUCGACUUGGCCUCGGACUGGCUGGGCAACACGGUCGUACAAAAGCUGUUUGAAAAGUGCUCUCCUGUGCCGCGGUUUGCCAUGCUGGAGAGAAUCACGCCUCAUUUGGCAAUGAUUGGCAUCCACAAGAACGGUACUUGGGCUGCACAGAAGAUCAUUGAGUGUGUUCAGACUCCCGAGGAGGUCGGGCUCAUCGUGCAAAACUUGAGGGCAUAUGCUCCGCCUUUGCUGCUUGAUCAGUUUGGUAACUAUGUGGUUCAGUGUUGUCUGCGUUUUGGGGCUCCUGCCAAUGAUUUCAUCUUCGACGCUAUGGUCGAUCGUAUGUGGGAGAUCGCACAAGGCCGCUUCGGUGCACGCAGCAUGAGAGCGUGUCUCGAGAGCCCACAUAUCACGCUGAGCCAGCAACGCCGUAUUGCUACUGCCGUGAUCUUGAACUCUAUCCCUCUGGCGACGAACCCUAACGGCGCACUGCUGCUGACAUGGUUGCUUGACACGUCUUCUUUCCCUUCGCGGUACAACCUUCUCGCGCCUCGCUUCACGCCUCACCUAUCGCAUCUGUGCACGCACAAAUUGGCAUCUUUAACCGUUCUCAGGAUUGUCAAUCAGAAGAUUGAGUUUGAAGCCUCUCGUCAAAUCGUCCAGGCGUUGUUCUCGUCUCCUGGGGACCAUGUUCUUACUGACGUGUUGGGCGACCAAGUGAACGGUGUGGCGGUUGUGCAUAAGAUCUUGACUAGCCCGUUCAUCGACCCUAUUGACAAGCCAACUUAUAUCGAGGCCACUAAGCGGGUAUUAAUCGAGCUCAAGGUUAUCGCUACUCAGGCUUAUCGUCGGCUGAUUGAAGAAGUUGGUCUUCCCAUCCCAAACUACCAGCCCACGUACACCACUAAUGGUCCGCCUGGCAAGAAGGGUCAGAACCAGAAUCACUAUGGAGUGCCUGGCCUACCGUCUGGCUACCCUUCGAAUGAUCAGGGUUUAGCUUCGAUGAUGGCUGCGUUGCAGAUGGGUGGGCAGAACCCCCAGUCUGGGCCCCCGCAACUACACAUUGAUCCUGCAUAUGGUCAAGCUCCUGCGCCACGCGGCCGUAUUUCUCAGCCACCUUCUGCGUUCUCGCCCUCCUCGGAUCCUUUCAAUCCCUUUGCCCUUCGCUCUCCGGACAUGAGCAGUCCUCGCACCUCUUCUAUUCGUCGUAAUGGCGGACUUCCCUCAAUUGCUCCUUCCAUGACUCCCACCCCCGUUUCUGCCAUCCCAUAUAGCAAUCAAUCUCCCAAUCUCGCACCUGGUGGCAUCCUUAACAUGGGUCAGCCAAGCUUCAAUACUCAGAAUGUUCCCCAGCACCUCUACCAGGCAUAUAUGUACCAAGUAUACCAGCAAACACCGCCGUCCAGCAUGGGCACCUUCAAUUAA